UGAGCCCAUUUAGCUUUGCAGAGUAUAAUUCACGAAACAGAGGUUCUAGAGGUUUGAAGAAAGAAAAAGAAAGCGGAGAAAAUUGGAAGAAGAGAAAUACCGAAGAUGCCGUGCCUUAAUCUCUCAACCAACGUCAACCUCGAGAAAAUCGACACCUCGGCGAUCCUCUCCGAGGCCUCAAAGGCUGUCGCCAGGGUCACGGGCAAGCCUGAACAAUAUGUGAUGAUAGUGCUAGAAGGAUCCGUACCAGUGUCAUUUGGGGGAUCACAGGACCCUGCUGCAUUUGGUACACUGGUUUCUAUUGGAGGCCUGAAUCCUGAUGUGAACAAGGAUCUGAGUGCUGCGAUUGCUGCUAUCUUGGAGACCAAGUUGUCCAUUCCUAAGUCACGUUUCUAUCUCAAGUUUGAAGAUACAAAGCGUUCAUACUUUGGGUGGAACGGGUCAACUUUCUAGAUAUGUAUUUCCCUUGGCCUAAAUAUUUUGAAUCCAUAUGUCAUGAUCAAAAGACCUAAGCUUUUACUCUUUCAGAAUAUCAGCCUCUGCGUCAGGAACUAAAGAUUGUGUUGAUUUGUAAUGCUAUUUCUAUACCCUUCUCUCAUUUUAAUACUGGUACAGUAAAUGCAAGUUUCUUAAGUUUUAGUAUGGUUUUGCUCGUAAUUUUGAAAAAUUUGCAAU
Molecule: messenger RNA, 675 nt
Organism: Asparagus officinalis (garden asparagus)
Lineage: Eukaryota; Viridiplantae; Streptophyta; Magnoliopsida; Asparagales; Asparagaceae
Product: macrophage migration inhibitory factor homolog
Exons: 3
Coding region: 106-453 (115 amino acids)
Molecular function (GO): phenylpyruvate tautomerase activity
Source: RefSeq, a predicted model, not a curated record